Molecule: messenger RNA, 1896 nt
Organism: Vollenhovia emeryi
Lineage: Eukaryota; Metazoa; Arthropoda; Insecta; Hymenoptera; Formicidae
Product: methyltransferase-like protein 17, mitochondrial
Exons: 9
Coding region: 586-1866 (426 amino acids)
Biological process (GO): translation
Cellular component (GO): mitochondrial small ribosomal subunit
Molecular function (GO): structural constituent of ribosome; methyltransferase activity
Source: RefSeq, a predicted model, not a curated record
AAGACGUCGUGUCGGCGGUCACACGGCGGCCCCGCGUAAACGCGACACUCGAGCUGACAUACGCGCGAGCAAGAUCGCAGCGAAUUGUUCUCAGAGCCUCGGGGCCCCCGGGCGACGCAUGUUUCGCAGGUACUUGCAGGUUAUGUCGCGUCAUAACCUGUGCGCGGCCUCUUCGCCAACCUGACGCGAUAUGGCCACGAGUCUCUCGUAGUCCUCGCUGCCAGAGAGAGAGAGAUAUCGCAGAUUGUUUGUACAAAACAAAACGGUACCUCGCGAAAGUUGUGACGCAUCGCAGACAACUUGUGAUCUACGAUUUGUAUACGUAACAAAUGUCGCGUGUAGAGUAAAAAUAUUCUCUUGUUUCUGUGCACGGGUAUUCAAAUAUUUUAGCGAGAGACACACCGGGGCGAAUAUAGACUACACUGGCCGCUAGACUGCAAUCGUGGUCUCUUCUUGCAAAUAUGGUGAAGUUAAUUGCGUCCAGAGUGCAUUGUAUGAGAUUCGGAUCCUUACGCUGCGUGAUUUUCAGCAAAACCAACGGCUGUACUUGACGAUACAGUGUCUACUUCAUUCUCUAAUAAUGAGAUGAAAUAUAGGCAUCAUCCGGGUACCGUUACUCCUAGAACACCGCAAUUUCCAAAGUGGGCAUUACAGGAAAUACACAGUAUUUUGAAAGAGAAGCAAGUAAACCUGCAGAAAAUUAAAGAGAGUUCAAAGGCGCUAACCUGUCACUUAAAUAAUCGCCACCCACCAUUAGAACAAUUUGAAGUACCAGCAAAAUUAGAGAAAGUGGAAAACCGUUUAAAUGCUAUAAACACGGGCCAGAGGAUAUCGAUAGAGGAUGUAGAUUUCCAUAAAAAUGGAAUAGCCAGGAAGAUCUUGAAGCAAAAUAUUUACAAUUGGCAACCAAUAAAGUUUGAUAAACUCACCUGUUUGACGUAUUUAGCUGGUAGAAGUGUCCAGAAUUAUGCAGUUUCGCAUAAGAUUUUUAGCGAAAUCAAAUUGCGCGACAAAGAUUUUAAGCCCCAAACAUUGUUCGACUUUGGCUCUGGUGUUGGCACAGUCAUGUGGGCGGCAUCUGAGAUCUGGUCGAAUACAUUGCAAGAAUACUUUUGUGUUGAACCAUCGGAAUUCAUGAUUGAACUGUCGGAAAGAUUAGCCAAAGCUGCCAAACCUAAGAUCAAGGAAGUUUUUUCUCGUCAAUAUUUUCCUAUCUCUACAAACCGAACUUACGAUAUCGUAGUGAGUGCACAUACUUUGUUUGAGUUACCGGGUUUGGAAUCGCGUCUUGAUGCGAUAUUGAAGCUUUGGACAAAAACUGAAAAUUACCUCAUUAUUGUAGAAGAAGGAACCAAUGCAGGUUUCAAACUAGUGAAUGAGGCGCGAGAUAUUAUUCUCAGAUAUACGAAACGUAGAAGUGAGACACAAUGUGCCCAUGUUUUCUCACCUUGUCCACACGAUCUGAGGUGUCCGAGAUUAGCCAGCGACGAUACGCCGUGCAAUUUUAGCGUUUUAUAUCAUCCGUUGCAAUUUUUGGGCGGUCGGAAACACCAAUCGGAGCUGUAUUCCUACGUAGUGUUAAAGAAACUCAAACGUCCUGAGGACGACGAGCAGUGGCCAAGGAUCGUACGAACCAUACUAAAACGGUCUAAUCACGCAAUCUGUCGCAUGUGCACUGCCAACGGCCAUCUGAAGGAGGAGAUAUUUACAAAAUACAAACAUGGAAGACAUAUGUACCGUUGUGCGAGAGACAGUGAAUGGGGCGAUAGAUUACCUCUACAUUACGAACAGCAAGAAAGUCUAGAAAGAGAUGAAAAAAGAGACGAGACAAUUUGUGAAACAGCCACUAAAAAUGAAAAUACGUAGAAAUUAAGAAAUAAAAUUUCAUUAAAUGUU